This is a messenger RNA of Acipenser ruthenus (sterlet), 7842 nucleotides long. Its product is annotated as phosphatidylinositol 4-phosphate 3-kinase C2 domain-containing subunit beta-like. The transcript is spliced from 33 exons. Gene Ontology annotation, molecular function: 1-phosphatidylinositol-4-phosphate 3-kinase activity; 1-phosphatidylinositol-3-kinase activity; phosphatidylinositol binding. The coding region runs from base 461 to 5251 and encodes 1596 amino acids. The record is from RefSeq and is a predicted model, not a curated record. Lineage: Eukaryota; Metazoa; Chordata; Actinopteri; Acipenseriformes; Acipenseridae. Gene Ontology annotation, biological process: phosphatidylinositol-mediated signaling; cell migration; phosphatidylinositol-3-phosphate biosynthetic process. Gene Ontology annotation, cellular component: plasma membrane; phosphatidylinositol 3-kinase complex; cytoplasm.
UGUCACUAGAAUGCCACUACCGCGGAUCUGCUCCAGGGGGCGCUCCACCGCCGCCUCCCAUUGUCACUGACCUUCUGAUGAGAAAGGCCGUGCAGCUGAGCUGAUGGAACAGCUCCCAGCAACGAAGCAAUGAAAAACUAGCAGAGGAGAGAGAAAGGAAAUCGUAUUGUUCACCCUUGCAACCGCAUGAAACUGGGGCACGAGGAAAUCUGCGAGCAGCGAUAACAAUAAUAUUAAUAAAUAUCUAGUGAAGCAACACCGCUGCACAUACAGGCGUCAACAGUGACUACAGACUGUUUAACCUGUAUGGGAUCGGCGUCGACUUCUCGAAGAUUUCAAGCGACGUUACUGAUCUUUGAGUGCUGGUGGUAUCUAGAAGCAGGUCUCCAAGCCUGAUGCAGUUCCCUAAGAGCCCAUAGCGCCCCCUGUCUGCAGUCUCUCGCACUCCCCCUGUGGGAUCAUGUCGGCGGCACAGACACAGAGCGAUGGCGAUCAGCACUGGGGCUGUGGGGAGUUGGGGCUGAGCCCCCGUGAGCUUGUUCUAGCUGAGGCCCUGCAGAUGGAGUACGACGCCCUAUCCAGGCUGAAACAGGACCAGACUCCCCCUGGAAGGAGUGUGGGGCAAGUGGGCAAGCUACCCAUGUCGGUGCCCUCCAUCUCCACACAGACGCACGGGGCUAACAAGAAACUCAACAACACCACAGGAGGAGGCAGUGUUUCCCUACUGAAGGGGCUCUCGGGGUCCGAUCCCAAUCUGAACCGGCACCCCCGAAUUCAGGAGAGCCUCUCCAACCCUUCAAGAAUCAAUCUCCAACCCCGGGACACGUCAAAGGAGCCCAUCUAUAUCCUCGAUCGGCCUUUUAAAGACGGAGGCUCGUCUCUGCUACUCCCCAAAGACAUGACCUCCCAUGACACCCCGCCAGCCGUUCCCCCGCGCCUUAUCCUCCCGGACCUCGUGGUUCCCUCAGUCCCGGCCAGGCGGAGCUCCACUCCCCGAGACAUCAACCUCUUCACCCCCGAGAUUGAGCAGCCCAAGCUGUGCUCCGGGGAGGAGGACCAGCUUAGGGACUAUCAGGAGCUCAAUGAGGCCCUGGCCCAGCUUAAUGGGGACUUCCCUCACAGCAGCAGGAGGAGGAGUGGGGAGACCUCCGGGAAACCAGUCGCCCGCAGCAAGACCCUCCCCCCGCAGAUACCCCCCCGCACUUACCAGCCCCUCCGCCGUAACAACAAGGACAACCGGAGGGUCUCUGCAGACCCAGUGACGCUGCGUUCCAGGGUGCCUGGCUUUGGCUGUGAGCUGUUCCAGGUGUCCGAGGAGAGAGACGAGGAGGUGGCUGCUUUCUGUCACAUGCUGGAUGUGCUGCGCUCAGCUUAUUCCUACACUGACUGCUGCAAGAACCCAGGCUUCGUGUGGAGUCCGGCCGUGGCCAGAGAUGACCAGCAGUACGGUCAUGGCGUGAGCAUGAAGGUGACCGUCGUGAGUGACCACCACAGAGAGCCCCUCACCUUCACCUGCGAUGGCUCAUCCACUGUGGACCUGCUCAUUUACCAGACUCUGUGCUAUGCACAAGAUAACCUUGACUGCUUUGAUGUAGACGACUUCAUUCUCAAACCCUGCGGACUGGAGGAGUUCCUGCAGAAUAACCAGAUGCUGGGCAGUCAUGAGUAUAUCCAACAGUGCCUCAAGUUUGACUGGGAAAUCCGGCUGAGCCUGACAGAGAGGAGUGCUGUGUGCAGGGAGCUCGCCAGGAGGGAAGAUGAUGACAAAUCUCUUUCCACAAUGAAUCACAACAUUCUGCUACAGGAGAGACCGAUCAAACAAACCGUAACCAGGGAGGCCCUGACGCUGCUGCUUGAUACCUUCCACACUGAGGGAGAGUGCUUCCUGCUGGCUGAGGCAGACUUCCCCCCUCUUGUGGAGCGCUUGGUUCAGUCCGUAAAGGCGCUGUGCAACUCGCUGGCAGCCGUCGAGACCCCCGACAUUACCAACGCUCUGAGCCUGCUGCCCGCCUGUCCCUGCCGUCUGCAGCCCCGAGUCCAGAAGGAUGUGGCAGUGCUGGCGCAGAGAGCGAAUCGAGAGAGGGUGGUGGAGUCUCUGACGGCCUCUAUCCUGGACCUGGUACAGCUGUACUGCGCCACCUUCAACUCCAACUUCUACACGGCCAUCCAGAGCAGCCGGCUGACCGCGCCCACGCAGGAGGCAGGGCUAAUCAGCAGCCCGCUGUCCUUCAACAUCUACGCAGCGCACCGCAUCCCGAUCACAUGGGCUGCCAGUUACGAAGGUUUCCACCUGUCAUGCUCACUGAGUCACGGAGGUGUGGAACUCUGCAGCCCUCAACACACCAGCAAGCAGGUCGUCAGCAAGUACCUGUUUCACCUGGUGGUGUGGGACCAGAGGAUCUGCUUCCCAGUGCAAAUAAACAGGUUGCCGAGGGAGACGCAGCUGACGGUUACCCUCUAUGCCAUGCCACUGCCACCACCGGGGGGCGCUGAGGAGAAAAACAAGCAGCGGCGCAGCGCAGAGGCCUUGGGCUGGGUCACCAUGCCACUCUUCAACUUCCGACAUGUUCUGGCGUGUGGGAGGAAGCUGCUGGGACUGUGGCCUUCAACCCCAGAGAGCAGGAACACUCGAUCCAGCAGCCCCAACUUCAGCCAGCCAGACAGCGUCAUCCUGCAGGUGGAUUUCCCCUCAUCCUCUUUUGAGGUGCGCUUCACCACCCCCCCGCCCGCCGAAUUCAGCCCCCAGUACGAGUUCAGCCGUCUGGACCGGGACAGCCAGAGACAGCUGCAGGACGUCCUGCACAAGAAGUCCCUUUUCUGGCUUACUCAGGAGGACAGGAAGCUGCUGUGGGAGAAGCGCUAUUUCUGCCACGCUGAAAGCGGCUGCCUACCCCUGGUGCUCGCUAGCGCCCCCAGCUGGGAGUGGGCUUGUCUGCCUGACAUCUACGUGCUGCUGAAGCAAUGGGCCUGCAUGAACCACCUGGACUCUCUGGGGCUGCUGCACGCCAUAUUCCCAGAUCAGGAGCUGCGGCGCACAGCAGUCCAGUGGAUGGACUCCAUCUCAGACCCUGAGCUGCUUGACUUUUUACCCCAGUUGGUGCAGGCCCUGAAGUACGAGUGCUAUCUGGACAGCCCUCUGGUGAGAUUCCUGCUGCGAAGAGCCAUCGGGGACAUUCGCAUCGCACACUACCUGUUCUGGCUGCUGAAGGACGCCCUCCAGGACUCCCAGUUCAGUGUGCGUUACCAGUACCUGCUGGCUGCUCUGCUGUGCUGCUCGGGGAGGGGGCUUCGAGACGAGUUUGACCGGCAGUGCUGGUUUGUCGGUAUCCUGGCCAAGGUAGCGCAGCGUGUGCGAGAGGCCUCACCCUCCUCCCGACAGGCGAUUCUGCGCGAGGGUCUGGACGAGGUGGGGCAGUUCUUCACAGUCAACUGCACCUGCCGCCUCCCUCUCAACCCCAGCCUGCUGGUCAAGGGCAUCAACAUCCCGGCCUGCUCCUACUUCAACUCCAAUGCUGUUCCUCUGAAACUGUCCUUCCUCAACGUGGACCCGCUGGGCGACAACAUCAACGUAAUCUUCAAGUCAGGGGAUGAUCUUCGCCAGGACAUGCUGACCCUGCAGAUGAUCCGCAUCAUGAACAAGAUCUGGGUGCAGGAGGGGCUGGACAUGAGGAUGGUCAUCUUCCGCUGCUUCUCCACUGGCCGCGGACGAGGAAUGGUGGAGAUGAUCCCGAACGCAGAGACACUGCGGAAGAUCCAGGUGGAACACGGAGUGACCGGCUCCUUUAAGGAUCGGCCGCUGGCUGACUGGCUGCAGAAACACAACCCCAAUGAGGACGAGUACGAGAAGGCGGUGGAGAACUUCAUCUACUCAUGCGCAGGCUGUUGCGUGGCCACCUACAUCCUGGGGAUCUGCGACCGACACAACGACAACAUCAUGCUGAAGACCAGUGGGCACAUGUUCCACAUCGACUUUGGCAAGUUCCUCGGCCACGCGCAGAUGUUCGGCAACAUCAAACGGGACCGGGCCCCCUUCGUGUUCACCUCGGACAUGGCGUACGUGAUCAACGGGGGAGACAAGCCAUCCAGCCGCUUUCACGACUUUGUGGACCUGUGCUGCGAGGCUUACAACCUGAUCCGCAAGCACACACACCUCUUCCUAAACCUGCUGGGGCUGAUGCUAUCCUGUGGUAUCCCCGAGCUCUCCGAUCUCCAGGACCUCAAGUACGUGUACGACGCCCUGCGCCCGCACGAGUCUGAGGCAGAUGCUACCAUGUACUUCACCAGGCUGAUUGAGUCGAGUCUGGGCAGCGUGGCUACAAAGCUCAACUUCUUCAUCCACAACCUGGCGCAGAUGAAGUUCGCCUCCGCGGAGGAGCAGCCUGUUCUGUCCUUUGCCCCGCGGGUUCACAGCCUCAAGAGUGACGGGCUCAUCCGCAACCUGUACGUGUGCCGAUACCAGAGAACAUACAGCCCCAGCAAGGGAUAUACCUACAUUGUGAAAGUGGAGCGCGACGGCCAUCAGGAGGCAGCGUUUGUGCAGCGGGGCUUUGAGGAGUUUCACGAGCUGCACAGCAAACUAAGGCUCCUCUUCCCCUCCUCCAAACUGCCCAGCUUCCCGAGCCGGUUUGUUAUCGGGCGAUCACGCGGGGAGGCGAUGGCAGAGAGGCGCAAGGAGGAGCUGAACGGAUACGUCUGGCACCUGAUGCACGCUGCGCCCGAGGUGGCACAGUGUGACCUCAUCUACACUUUCUUCCACCCCCUCCCUCGAGACGACAGACAGGGAACAGUAGUCAACGCCCUGCCGCCAAAACCAGCUGAAGUAUUGUGGACGCCCCCUGCAGGUCGAGUGGUUGGGGAGGUGAAGCUCUCCAUCUCCUAUAAGAGCGACAAGCUCUUUAUCAUGGUGAUGCACAUCCGUGGGCUGCAGCCCCUCCAGGACGGAACGGAUCCUGACCCGUAUGUCAAGCUCUACCUCCUGCCCGACCCCCAGAAAACCAGCAAGAGGAAGACCAAGGGGGGCCGUCGCACCUGCAACCCCACCUACAAUGAGAUGCUGGUCUAUGAUGGUAUCCCACGUGGAGACUUGCAGCAGAGAGUCAUCCACCUGCGGGUGCUGAGCGAGGGGGCGUUCUGGGAGAACACGCUGCUGGGGGAGACCUUCAUCGCCCUCCGAGACCUCGACCUCGACCCCAGCCACAGGAGGGUGGGCUGGUACCAGCUGGGCACGGUCGGGCAGGACACAGUCCGGUAGAGAGGGAAGGGGAUGGGGAGUGUGAGGGAGAGGAUCAGGAGUGAGAAUCUGUCAAAGGUGGAACACCGGACACAGGUGGGAGAGUGUAUUUUUGUGAAGGAGAGAGAAGGGGUAGACGAAGUUUACAGCCAAGGGAUUUGGAAGAAAAGACAUGGAAGAAUAUUCCCCCAGUGGGGGAGUGGAGAUGGGGUCACUCUGCAUCGGCAACACAAACCCUUCUGAGAUCUGGGAUAUUCUGCACAGCUCUGCCGUUUACUACUUUAAAUCUGGAGUUCUGAUACCUCCAGUAAUGCACCUCCCUGCACCAGGAAUCUGUCUGUUUCUGAUAUUGCACUACCUACUCCCACCCCUAAUGCAGAUUAAUCUCUACAAAACUUACUGCGGAAAGGAGAUGCAGAAGGCUUUGGAGAUGGAUGGCACCUGCCCAUCUGUCUAUACUGUAUCCUGCGAGUUGCUUAUGACUCAGAGACAAAACAGAUGUUUGAAGAAAAAAGGAAUCUGGUUAUUUCUUUUUUAAUUCUGUUCUAUAAUUGGAGCUUGAUGUGAGCUCUUGCACGUUAUGCAGUAUAUAUGAUAAAUAUAUACUAUAUAGAAUAUGAUACAGUUUAUAAAUGUAUGUAUCUCAUGUGUGUUUUAUAGUACAACAGUAUGAAUUUUCCCUGCCCAGUCUCUUUAAGGUGAUUCUGGAUUUGUACUGUACAUGGGUUUUGAUGCCAAGCAGCCAAUAGUUUGUGGCUAUCAGAAUAUUGAAUUAUGAAUUGGGCAACUAAGUGUCUUCAUUUUGUAGCCCAACUGGAUUCUGUUGACUCGUGGAGUCUUUGUAUAGUUAUCCCCUCCCCCUUGUAUUUGAUUCCCCAGGAUAGUAAAGACGAGUCUUGUGGAAAUAGCCACUAGUGUGCCACGGUCAAAGCCAGCAUGGUUGCACGUUUUAAAGUGCCAUCUGAACAAGGUUAAGGGUAAUGGUGCUUUCACACUGCACUUUUCUUUAUCAGCGGAUUGCAUUGGAAGUGCUUUAAAGAUCUUAAGUUACACAGGGCUUCCAGGUGAUGUGAAAGUGAACGUGGAGGGUGAGCCUGCUGGCAGCGUAUGCACUUCUAUUCAUCUGCUAUUCUGGGGAAAAAAAUCAAGGCUGCACUUGUAACAAUCUGGUUCUAGAUCCAUGUAGUUAUGUCAUUGAUGUUAUUCUGGUGAAUAUCAUUAAUCAUUUAGGGGUUACUUUAGAAUGAUCUUUUUUAUUGCAGCAUUUGGGCACGAAGCCAAUCGAAUUAAAGGUAAACAAUAACACCUUAUCUUUAUCUCUGGAUAGAUGUCCCCCUAUGCUUCACUGUCUCUUGCCUGUUUUCAACACUAACAUUGUUUCCUUUAAAAACCACUGUAACGAAUGCAAACCGUCCCUAAUCUGUACAAAAGCUGUGAUAGUUGCAGUUUGAUUGAAUUUUAUUAUUGUUGCUUUUUCUCUGGUAAUUCGGUCCAAAUCGUUGGAAGUUAAAGUGUUGUUUUUUUUUUUUUUUGUAACCACAAUAUUUGAUUUUAUAUGCCCAUUAACUGGGGCGAAUAAUGACUUAAUAGGAGGUAGCCACUAUGUUUUUUGUGCAUUGGGUUUACCUCUGAUACGAAGCCAGCAAAUCUGUCACGAGGUGCUGAAAUUCAGUCGGUUAUUAUAUGUGAUUUUUGAAUUAUUAUAUGUUUUCUUUUGUAACCCAUGGUGCUACAUACCCACAGGUUAUCUGACCAAUCCACAUGGCCUAAUCAGGUGUGUUGAGCUGGCUGGGAGGGAGGAUUCCUUCUUGAUUGGGUUUGACACAUGGCCACGCCCUUCUUGCUGGGUGGGCUUUAGAAAAAUUCCAUCCAGCUGAGGCAACCAGCUAGAAGGGGUUCUCAAAAUUCUAGCACUAGCCAUUGUGGCAUUAUAGAGAGGUUAUUUAAUGACCAACACCAUGGCUGAGUUAUAAAUUUGAUGGAAUUUAGGUACAAUACUCCAUGAGUAAACCCCUUACUUAUUUUUUGUAGUAUCAAAUCUUUAGCAACUCGAAUCCCAUGGUUCUGGUCCGAGACUUUGUUCUAAACAUCCUUAAUUAUUGUGACUGGCAGCUGGCAGCUGGUUGGAACAUGUUCCUGGACUGGAAUAGACUUGGAGGAGCAACGAGUGAAGUAGCACUCUCCAGCAGGAAUGGCUUUAUGAAUGGAUACUGUGUUUUUGACAGUAUGAAUGAGCACAUGUUACACAUGCUAUGGACUGCUCUAUGGGUGUUGUGCUGAUGUGAAGCUGUUUGUACUUUGCAAGCAGUGAGGGGGUGUGUUAUCCAGCAGUGGCUGGCAGAUAAGGGGUCCCACCCCACCACAUAAACACAGGAAGCAGCCCCAUGAGCUGGGUCCUUAUCGUGGCUCUGACCGCCCUGUUUGAAUAUAGGAUGGAAUGGAAGUUCAAACUGAACAGGACUUUUGUGUGUUGUAAAUAUUGAGCAUAUUAUUAUGAUUGUUGUUGUUAUUAUAGAUUAUCAAAGUGUGUGUUUUAGAUUUUCAGGUUAAUUAUUUAAGUUGUGUAUUUUUUUUAAUUUUAUUUGCACUAAGUAAUAAAAUUUGAAAAGCUU